Molecule: messenger RNA, 4653 nt
Organism: Schistosoma rodhaini
Lineage: Eukaryota; Metazoa; Platyhelminthes; Trematoda; Strigeidida; Schistosomatidae
Source: the annotation of a GenBank genome assembly
AUGUCUGCCGGACCUGUUCGUGCCCCACUUGUUAUCCCCCUGAGAAGUCCAGAUUUAGGCUUGUACAAAUCACAUUUGGAUACAAAUACAUAUCUAGAUCUUACUUGUGAUACGCCGGAUGUAGCUAUUUAUUUUACAAUUAAUGGGAAUAGACCAACGGUUGCAAAAAGUAGGAAGGAACUCCAAAAUAGUGGGACGUAUAAAUUUCAGAAGCCUUUUACUUUACCGCCUGGAUGUCAUACUAUACGAGCAGUUGCUGUUUCUCUGGAUAAUGGUAAUGAAAGCAGUGUAGUUACAAAGACAUUCGAUGUGGUCAAAGUCAAGAAUUUUCAUGUUAAUGACAAAAAUGACUUUGGAGAUGAUUAUGGUUUUCUCAAUGAACUAAAGUUAAUCGAUUCCAAACGUCGAAGACAACUGUCGGGAGCAGAUCGCCCUGACGCUCAUGAGUCUAUUCAUCGCUUAUCGGAGAAAGAUAAUGAAACUGUCCGAAAAUGUUCUUCAGAAAAAAAAUGCCCUCACGUAAUCAAGAAGUCUACCAAAGAUCAAGAAAAUCAUGUUAAUUUGAAAAGUGAGUCUGUAUUAUCAACAGACAAUCAGAAUAAUAAUAGAUCGAUAAAAUCAUCAUUGAUUCAUGAAUACCCUGAGCUUUCAUCUCAUAUGAUUAAUAAGCUACAGCAGACAACAGAUAUUUUACGAUGCCCCAAUUGUCAACAUCCAAGACCAGUGAGUAGAAAACAAAACUUUUGCUUCCAUUGUGGUGUAAAUCUACCCAUACUAUCAACACCAAAAUAUGGUUCUUCUGCUUUAGAGAAUAUUGGUGUAUGUCCUUAUUGUAAAGCCCAUGUACCAUUAAAUUUAACUAGUUGUUUAGUUUGUGAAAGUCCACUACAGAUGCAGAAGUACGGACAACGUCGUAAAGAAUCUCGUUUGUGUACAACAUGUAAAACAAUGAACCCUACUGACGCAAAAAGUUGUAUAAUAUGUGAAGCUAGAUUAGCAACAGGGGCAACUAAUGUCAUUAUUUCGGGUUUCCAGUCGACAUAUGAUUCUCGCCCUCCCAUCCCCUAUCCAGAAAUGUGUAAAAAUGUACGUUUUUCUACUUGUGUUUAUUGUCAUCGUGAAAAUAAUCUUGAUGCUCGAUAUUGUGACUGGUGUGGUUCAGAAGUACCAAAACACUAUCAACAAUCACUGAAUAGUGGUGAACUGAAAUCUUCUGAUAAUACUAAUGGUAACAGACAGUUAUUUAACUCAAAUUCUUCAGAUUCGAUUCGAGAUAUAUCAUCUGCUGGUUUUCAUAACUCUCCAAAAGAUAAUCAAAAUAAAAUCACUCUACGAGAUGGUUUUAUUCAUUGUAUAAAGUGCGAUUUACCGAAUCCAAAAGAAGCAAAUUAUUGUUCUUAUUGUGGAUUAAACUUGAUGCCUCCUCCACGUUGUACUGGGUGGUUUCCAAUAGUUAAUGGAUCAAGUCGCCAUGAAUUUGAGAUUGACGGAAAUCAAUCUGAAAAGUCGGUUUCACAGCACAAGUACUUACAACCUGUAGUCGCAAACGUUUCUACUCAAACUUAUGGGAUAUUUUAUCCAAGUUCAACAGAAUUACGACGUCAAGAUCAGUUAGCUCAACAUCGUUUGUCAGCUGAUGUUCAACUGAGAGACAGAAUACCUACACUUACUGCAAUAAGUCCUGGAAGAGGUUUUUGGCGAAAACAAUUAGACCAUAUAUUUGCACAUUUAAAGUUAUAUACAAAUAAUAAUUCAGAAUUUCGCGCUUCUAUUGCUCAACCUAGAUUUGGCAAACUUUUGUCUGCUGAUCUAUAUGCACUGGCAUCCAAUCAGGCAAAAAUUACUUUAAUCUAUUCGCUCCCGAAUGACAAAAACAAUACAUCUAUAACAUUGAAUAGGACAGGUUCAAGUAAAAUUCCAUUGGAUUUAGACUACUGUGAUAAUCAUAAUAAUGACGUGAUUCCUCACUUCAAUAAAUACUCGAAUCAAAUUAAACCAAACUCUGGUGAUUUCAAUAAUGAUAAACAUGAAAUUGAUUUAGAUCAGAAAUCAGUUGACAGUAAAUCAAAUAAUAAAGAGUCUAUCAAUUUGUUUACGACAAGGAAUGAUCAUUGUGAAUCGUUCCGACCGAUCCCAAAUCCACGAAGUGUAUAUAAUAACAAUAAUAACCGAUCGCCUUCUAGAUCUCCACGUAAAGAGGAUGACCAUCAAAAUCAAAACAAAACUAGGUCAAUUGAAUGGGAAGAUGGUGAUGGUGAUGAGGUUGAUGCGGAAUGUAGACAAAACACACAACUUCCUACAAAAUCAAUAAGUUCCAUAAAAACAAAAUCAAAUGAUAAAUCACUGAGUAUACAAUCUAAUCCUAACGUACAAUAUGGUGAAGUUGGUGUCGCUUUACUACGAAAUUCCAAAUUAUCAACUUCAGAUCUUAAUUUGUUCUACACGUUAAGUCAACCGAGAUUAGAUAUUCAUGAAGUUAAACGUCUUCUUAAUGAAGGUGCAAAUCCGAAUUGUAUUAAUGCUGCUAAAGAAACGCCAUUAAUUUGCGCUGUACGUCAUGGUUUCGUUGAAGCGAUAUCUGUACUAAAAGAAAAUGGUGCAGAGAUUAAUGCUACCGGAACAUCAUAUGCAUAUGCUGUUUCACAAUGCUACUACUGUUGAAAACACUAUUCAUUACAAUAUACGCCUUUAAAUUAAUUAUAAAUAUUUUCAUUUUGACAUUAUUUAUUAUGUUGUGUGUCUGUAUUUUCACGUUGUUUGUCUAUCUAACAUUCAAAUUAUUAUUGGCUAUAUUUCUAUAUUAUUAUCAUUAAUCGAUAAAGCGAGUCUGCUGCUAUUCAUAUAUAAAUAUUCCCUUAAAAUUAUCUAAAUUGUUUUUCUAUAUAUGAAAUUUCAUUAUCCUAGUGGUUAUUUAAAAAAAAAACAGAAUAAACUGCAUUUAGAAAUGGUAUAGAUUUAAAUUAUUAAGUGUAUAUUACUCAUUAAACAUUCUUUUUAAGGAACAGAUUACUAGAAUUUAUAUCUAUACAAAUAAUUUGUUCUCACUUGGAUCUCCCCUUGUUAUUUUAAUGUCAGGGAUAGUGUAAACAUUCAGUUAUUCUUUUAAUAUUGCAUUAUCCUUUCUGUCUCUAUUUCAUUUUUUUUUCAAAUUAUUACUAUUUAUUUGACUUUUUAUGUAACAAUUAGUGUUCUACUAAAUGAUUUAUUUAUAAGAUUCUGUCUUCAUUAUGAUAUAAGUAAAUCUUAUUAUUGACAGUAGAAUAUUUAUCAGAAGGGGUUUUGUGGAGAUUUAGUAUUUUUAUAGUUGAAAACAUGAGUAGAAUAUUCGACCGAUUUAUCUAAUCCAUAAAUUUCAUUCUGUAAAGUAACUGAAUGGAGUAAGAGCGAUAUUUCACUUGAAACAAAUAUCAGUGAAAUUGAUUAGUUUGUUUAGAUUAUCUCAUGAUAAAUCUAAAACACUAUUCUAGGACGCUCAUUGUUAGUAUGUACUUUUUAUACAUGCCAUAUAAUGAUUUCCAAUGCAAAUAACAACAAAGACAAAUAUUAAAGAAACGGUAACAUUGUUUUGUGUUCGGAGAAACACACUAGACCUAGUUGGUACCAAUACUGAUACUUUACUAUAAGAAAAUGGUAACACGUAAAGUUAUGUAAUAAGAACACAUCAAUAGACAGUUAACAAUUGUUUACUUUCUUUCUUUUGCCUUCCAUAGUUGUCUUGAGAGAAAAAAUAUUGUUUUCCUGAAAAUCGUACUUUAUUCUAAAACGGAAAUCAUACCCUCUGUUUGUUCUUAUAACUUUUUUUUAUUACAUACAUCUCUUACCGUAGAUCAGGAAAUAAUAAUCACUGCGUUGCAGAUGACUGCUAGUUGUUAGAAAUAUUUGCCGCUUAAAGCGUUCCAAUUUAAGCGCAAUAUGUUUGAUAUUGUUGAUCAUUGCUUCUAGAGCAUGAUCAUUUGUACUUGUGCCUUUAACAGUCAUCUGCUAGGGUAAAUUCUAUCAUGAAUUGCAUUUAAAACUCUUUAUGACGCUAAGAUAAGUACGGUUAGUACUGAAUAAUAUCUGCAAUCAAAACAAGUGUGAGUCAGUUCAGCUACUCUUGUAGAGCUAGUUAUAUAAGCCACCCAAUCAGUUCAUCAUCAUAUCACAGAAUACUAUCCUGCCUGAUUGAGAAAAGGGAAGUUAAAGCCAAUUAGGAAUUAUAUUCUUGGCUGAUAUAGGCAAUCAACUUGACUUGAAUAGAACUUUCCAAGUCAUCUUCCGAAAUCUUAGUUUUAAUCUUUGUUCUUACGUAACUACUACUAAGUUGAAUCGUAAUUAGAAUAGCUUGCUAAUUGUAUCACUGGACGUCAAAUAAUCCAUCAACCGUUGAUCUACAUAUCUUCAAUUUUCCCAAAUAAUUUUUGGUUAUUAUACUUACCCUAGCUUCCUUCUUUCAAUCACUUAUUAAAUCAUUCGACCUUAUUUUUAUAAUCACUUUCGAAACUGUAAUAUUAUUAUACUUACUUACACCUGUUACCCAUCGUGGAGGAGCUUAGGCCACCCACCAGCAUUCUCCAUCCAAUCCUGUCCUGGGCGAUCCUUUCCAGUUAACAUUCAUCCUUUUCAUAUCUGAAUCUAUUUUCCGGCGUAAUGUGUUCUUUGGCCUUCCUCCUU